Patella vulgata (common limpet) is the source of this 4446-nucleotide messenger RNA. Its product is annotated as vesicular integral-membrane protein VIP36. The transcript has 9 exons. Lineage: Eukaryota; Metazoa; Mollusca; Gastropoda; Patellidae. Gene Ontology annotation, biological process: Golgi organization; endoplasmic reticulum to Golgi vesicle-mediated transport; endoplasmic reticulum organization. Gene Ontology annotation, cellular component: Golgi membrane; endoplasmic reticulum-Golgi intermediate compartment; COPII-coated ER to Golgi transport vesicle. The record is from RefSeq and is a predicted model, not a curated record. The coding region runs from base 6 to 998 and encodes 330 amino acids. Gene Ontology annotation, molecular function: D-mannose binding.
GCAAGAUGGCAGCCUACGUGAACAGCAACAUGAAGUUAUUCUUGUUAUUUAUUUAUUGUGUGUGUUCGGCUGAAGAAUUUAAUGCCCAAGAUUACUUACGUAGGGAACAUACACUGACAAAGCCGUACCAAGGUUCUGGUAUGUCGGUUCCCCUGUGGGAUUUUGUUGGUAAUACACUAGUUACUAAUUCACAUAUUCGACUAACAUCAGAUCAUCAGAGUAUUAGAGGAGCCAUUUGGAAUAAUGUGCCAUGUUAUGUAAGAAAUUGGGAACUCCAUGUUAAUUUUAAAGUUCAUGGUUCUGGUAAAACUUUGUUUGGUGAUGGUUUCGCUAUAUGGUAUAUUAACCAAAGAAUGAAAAUGGGUGAUGUUUUUGGAAAUGCUGAUAAAUUUGUUGGAUUAGCUAUAUUUUUGGAUACCUAUAGUAAUCAUAAUGGACCCCACAAUCAUCAACAUCCCUAUGUAUCAGCCAUGGUAAAUAAUGGCUCACUAACGUACGACCAUGAUGACGAUGGUACACACACUCAAUUAGCUGGUUGUGAAGCUCAAUUUAGAAAUAAAAAUUACGAUACACAUAUCGCUAUAAGAUAUGCUCAAAAUGAAUUAAAGGUAUCGUUAGAUAUAGAUAAUAAAAAUGAAUGGAAGGAAUGUUUUACAGUACGAGAUGUUCUAUUACCUGUUGGAUAUUAUUUUGGUAUUUCCGCUGCAACUGGUGAUUUAGCAGAUAAUCAUGAUAUAAUAUCAGUAAAAUUUUAUGAAUUAGACAGUGAUGAAGAUAAAGACAGUGAACCAUAUACAGGUUAUCCAGCAGCCAAAAAUAUGGAAUCUCCCAGAGAUCGUGUUGAUGAAAAUAAAGGAUCCUAUAUAGCUGGAAAUUUAACGGGCUGGAAAUUAUUUAUUGUCAUAAUUUUAAUUAUUAUUGGCCUGUGUGUCUGUGGUGUUGUUGGUUUUGUAGUUUUUCAAAAAAGACAAGAAAAUUCAAGAAAACGUUUUUACUAAAAAAAAAAAUGAUUUUUUAUAUUAUUAAGAUAAUUACUUACAGUUAAAUAAGUUUUGUUAUGAAAAAAAGAAAAACAUUUUGAGGUGAAAAAAAAAUUAAAAAGAAAAACAGAAAAAUAAUUUUGAUUUGUCUGAUUAAUUAAAUUAAGCAACAUCUUUUUUUUGAAUAAUUGAUUAUUAAACCUAACUAGGCAUGAUAAGAGAUAAGAAAUAAUAAAAAGACACUUACAUUGUGAUAGUCAGGAAUCAAAGAGUUACGGAAUAGGUUAGUGAUGUGAUUUAGAUUCUUGAAUGUCUCCAUGAUGUAAAACAGUCCUUUUUAUUGGCCUGCUUUGUAGAGACAAGAAGAGGAUUAAAACCCCAUUUUAUUUACGAAGCACUGCAUGUGUAGUGUGGCAUGGUAGUCAAGCGGCCAUAGGACUGGUAUCCUAGGCUCCCCAGUGUGUGAGCCAAGAAGAACUGUUGACAUCUAGGAAGAUAUAAUUAGUUUAAAAUGAGUUAACAAAAAAAAGCAGAAAGGAAUAAAAACUAACCAGCUAUCAAUCAGAUAAUAUUAUAAUUUCUUUCAUCAGCAUUUUAGUAGUUAAACAUAUGAACACAAGGCACAAUUUUAUCAUUACAUUACUAAGAGAGAGAGAUGGGGCUUAACUUCCACUGAGACUAACAUAUGGUUUUUAAUUUUAUUUUAAUAAUUUACUUACACGUAGGGGUCUUUAGCAGUGGGAGGAAACGGGAGGACCCAGAGAAAACCCACAAGGUUGGACAGGCAACCCUACUCCUUGUCACAUACAACCGGAGAAUGGAAACCAAGCUAGUUGACUCGAUGACAGGCCUUAUGAUACACACACACCCCCCAUUUGAAUAGUAGACAAAUACAGAAUAUGCAGCAACAAUAACAAUGAAAUACAGUUGAAAUUUAACAACUUUGAUUUUUAUCCCUAAGAGGCAUUUAGCAAUUGAUUUAUGAUAUAUUACUAGAGUGCUAAGAUUGGAUACUAUCACUUGAACCAUGUGUUAGUCCCGAAAUGAGUGGACGUUAAUAUAGCAGUAUUGAUUAUUGGCCAAUUAUUGAUUAUUGAACAGCGGACGAUGGUCUGGUUUUGGGGAAGCCGCGGUGGCCCAGUAAGGCUCUCGCCCACUAACCAGGAGGUUCUAGAUUCGAUCCUGGUGUUGGUCGAGAACGCCUAGCCGACCAUAUGGUAGUCCCGAAAUGACUCUCUCUCUCUCUCUCUCUCUCUCUCUCUUUCUCUCAUUUGCUUUUUAAAGACAGGAGUAUCCUGGUCGAAAUGUUACAUAUUAAUAAAUUGUGUAAUUAUAUAGCCAUAAAAUUGUGCCCUGUAGAUAAUAUUAUACAUGUAGUUAGUUUAGUACCUAUAUAUAUAUAAUAUUAUGUUGACGUUAGUACCUAUAUAUAGUUAAGGUGAUAGUGUCAAGAUCAAAGUUGGAUUAAAUAAAACCCUGUGAUUUUUUAUAAUAUAAAAUCAACUUUAAUAAUAUAUAGCGAUUUGUAAACAUUCCCCAAGUGUCCUUAUUCAAUGAUGUUACAAAGUAGCAUGUACAAUUCUAUUUUUUGCAUGUCCUGCGUAUCAAAUGUCCAAUUUAGUUGCCAUACAAAUAAGUAUUACUAGCGGAUGAAUCAGCGCUGCACGGGUUGAAAGUAGUAUAACGCUAAAACCGAAAGCAGUAGUCUAACACCACCAGGAUUAUGUUACUUGCCAGUUGGAGCUACCCCUAUACACUAAAUUUCAGCCUCGGAACAGCCUUGGUGUCAAUCUGUUUCAUAGAGUAUUACAAAAGACUUCUAAUAUCUCUGUAAAAGAUGACUGCCUUCAACACAUGACAUCAUAUCACGCGCCGUCAAUCAUUGGCUCAAUGGCGCGUGCAUUGUUUACAUAAGACGUUACUGAUUUAAGUAGAAUGGCGCCUUUUACUCAAUUUGAUACCAAUUUACAUUAAAAUAGGAAAUAAUUUUUACCUACAAAUACUCCAAACAUCUUUAUUUACUUUUAUAACACAUAAAAAAUGUUUUAGGAUUUAAUUUGUCACCCUUAUCAGUGAUUGUCGUGGCCUAGCGAAUAUUCACUGCUGAUCUGGGGCCUGUUUCACGAAAUUUUAACUAAGAUAAAAUCCAAAUUUUAGUAAUUUGAUUGGAUAAUAUUAGACUGAUUUUAGUGCUUAGCCAAUCAAAAUUGAAGUUUCUACUAAAAUUUGGAUUUUAUCUUUAGUUAAGAUUUUGUGAAACAGGGCCCAGUGUGCCUUAGUGUAGCCACCAAACCUGAACAGACAAACAAACGACAGUCACAGAUAUUAGUUUAGAUUAUUACAAUAAAGAUGAUCCUAUAAAUCACCAGAUUAUUGCCUCUGUAACAAAAUCAUUCGCAUUUAAAUUUUUUACUAGGUUGUCCGGGGAUGUACCAGUAUAAAAUAUAAAUAUAUCGUCUUUCUGUAGAUCGGGAUAAUCAAUAUUUACAUGUAUCAAGUGCUAAAGCGCUACUGUUUCUCUCCUUAAUAAAAUUCCGGUUUCCUCCCACUGCUAAAGACCCCUAUGCUCAAGCGAAUUAUUGAAAUAAAAUUAAACCAUAUGUUAGUCCCAAAAUGACCUAGUUUGUGUCGAGUGGACGUUAAACACCAUUUCUCUCUCUCUCUCUCCCUUAAUAAAAUCAAAGUGUCCAACUAUAUAGUUUAACAUUUUAACUCAACUAAAGGAGCAGUUCCAUAAAUAAAUGAAAGAAACGGUUGUAUUUCUAGAUUAGAUUUUCACAGUUAAACCUCAGAAUUGUAAUAAACAUAUAAAAAUAUUCAACAAACAAUUAUUUUCAUUGAUUUGUCAGUUUAAUAUCAUCAAUUAAUGUUACAUAUUAUAUCAGCUGAAAUAAUGUUGACUUAGUUUGUGUGGAGUGGACGUUAAGCCCCAUCUCUCUCUCUCUCUCUCUCUCUCUCAUCUAUCAGCAUUUAUAAACCACAAUGAAAGCCUGCUUUAUGUAGAUUUAUUUGUUAGGGGGGUUAAACCCCAUUUCAUUUCAGAUUGAGAUCUAGUCCCUUUAAUGCUGGGUUCUUACUAUCACGAUUCACGCUACAAUUGAAAUCGUGGUUUUAAUCGUGGAGUAAUGGUGGUGAUCCUACCAGGUCUUCUCAUGUAUUGAGAUCACUUGUAGCAAUCGUGUCGAAACGUAUUCGAACAUAUCUGCACGUAACAGAUCGUGGAAUGAAUAGGAACAAUCCUAUGAUAAAGCAUGCAGGACAGUGGGAACUUAGCAUAACUGACUUAAGAUUUUUCUUGUUGAGCAACUUUCUAUUUAUGUAUAAAGAAUGUAAGUGAAAGUUUCUGUGUAAUUGUAAUUAGAAUUUACAAUGUUUGUAUAAUAGCUUGAGGUAUAUAUCUUUAUAAGGUGUAAAUGGUUAUGUUAAUAAAAUAUACUACUGUCUGUAGACCAGUCUGUUACUCCCA